This is a messenger RNA of Spea bombifrons (plains spadefoot toad), 1549 nucleotides long. RefSeq lists its product as uncharacterized. The transcript has 2 exons. The record is from RefSeq and is a predicted model, not a curated record. Lineage: Eukaryota; Metazoa; Chordata; Amphibia; Anura; Pelobatidae. The coding region runs from base 7 to 1260 and encodes 417 amino acids.
GGCCACAUGUCCACUACCCUAGCAGAUUCUAUAACUUCUGCCAUUAGAGCUACCCAGGGCCCCCAAACCCGGGACACUACACUGACCGGUGGCCCUCUGGCCCCGAAGUCUGGACCCCCUAAAAAGGCUAGUGUUAAAUCCAGACACACGAUUACCCCGGCCUCAUUAAUCCCUGACACGGGCAUGGUACGUCAUGCACAGGAUGGCACGGUCGCACCGCGCAAAAGAGCCCAGUACCGGGCAAAAAUGGUACGCACCUGGAAAAAGGCAAGAGCCGAGGCUUUGAAUUCGGAUUCUGAUUCCGACAUAGAGGAGGCUUCUGAAGGGGAAGUGGGCAUCGAUCAGUCCACCUCUGACGAUGAACCUAUAUUUGAAGUCCCACCUAUCGGUGAAAGACCUGACCUUGAUGCAGACGCUAAUGCGCUGCUCGACCCCCAGGGCGAACCCCUGUUCGUCCCUGAUAAUCUAAUCCACCCCAGGUCAGCCGACUGGUUCCCAACGGAACACGUGGCAAAAUAUAUAGCUGCCAGGGUUCGCCAUCCCCUAGAUAAAGCAACCCGCAAUAAGUUAAAAGCCGAAUGCCCCAGACCCACGGUCCCUGACCUGGCAUGCAAUACACCUGACGUGGAUCCUAAAAUCGCCCAAUUCCUGGGAAAGACCGGCUGGAGGCCAAAGAAGGGCCUGGACUUUUCCCUACGGAAUUGCCAGGAUAAAGUUCUAGAUGUACUGGGCCCUUGUGCCCGUAUCUUUGAGAUGGUGGAGGAGGCAAUUUCUGGAGUGACCCCCCUGGACCUUAUGUCCAUAAGAGGGUGGAUACAGCGGGCCAUAUGCUUAAUAGGCAAUGCCAAUACGGCCCUAGCCAGUGAAAGGCGCAGGGCAAUCUUAAUUAAGAUCGAGCCUAAGCUUGUUAACAUGGCCACUUCUGAACCUGGUACCUCAGCUAAAGGCAUGCUAUUUGGGGACAAGUUCAUAAAGGACUUAGGCUCUUUCGUCCAGACAUUCACUGCACUGGAUAAGGCCCAGGCUAACAUGAAGAGAGUGUUUAGCCCAAAGGUUUUUGGAGGGGCCGGCAGAGGUCGGGGCCGUCUGGCCGGCCGUUAUCACAGGGGUCCAAACCACGGCUCCCGAGGUCCCAAUACAUCCAGGCAAACCCACCAGGAAUACAGGCCCGCAGCUGCCCCAUUCUUCCCGCAGAGGAGCCGCCCUUGGCAAAAUCGCGGCGCAAGAGGAUCAUACCAAUCCAGACGCCCUUAUGCUUGACAAGUAUACGUCUGCUAAGAGAAUGUUUGAAUAAAGUCUCGUUGGGCUUUUUUGUUCGUGGAUGAUCACGUGGCGGUACUCCGUGUUCCGUUGGAGUUCCUUGAACGAAGAUUCUGCUGCUGGAUCUAUGUUUAUGACUGUUGGAUAUGUUAUCUGAGCCAUGUCAAAGAAAAGAGGAGGAGUUUUGGGAUGUACACUGUGAUAUGGAGAAAGGGAGGAGUUUACUAUUUGUAUUUGUUUUAUUUUCUCUCUUUGCUGCUGAGGGAUUAAAGAAAAGAGUUAUGCAUAA